Molecule: messenger RNA, 1658 nt
Organism: Capsella rubella
Lineage: Eukaryota; Viridiplantae; Streptophyta; Magnoliopsida; Brassicales; Brassicaceae
Product: tubby-like F-box protein 5
Exons: 5
Coding region: 147-1481 (444 amino acids)
Molecular function (GO): protein binding
Source: RefSeq, a predicted model, not a curated record
UUCGAGUCGAAAAGGUUUAAGUUAGGUCAAAAAGGUUUAAGUUAGUAUGGUUAUCUAAAGAUUUUGUUUUCUUGAAAUUGUGGCAGUAUCAAGAUUUAGUCUAACUUGUACUAUGGUGAUUUUGCGUUGGUCUGAAGUUAGAAGCUAUGGUAUCAAGAGAAAUGUCGUUUCGUAGCAUUGUUCGUGAUGUUAGAGAUAGUAUAGGAAGCUUUUCGAGACAUGGUUUCGAAGUGAGAGUGUCUAAUGGGACUCAUGAGAGGAGUAAAUCUCACGGUGCAUUGGUUAAGACACUUGGUGAAGAUCUUGCUGUAAUCAAGAACACUCGUUGGGCUAAUUUGCCAGCUCCUAUACUACGAGAUGUGAUGAGAAGGUUGGAUGAAAGCGAGAGCAAGUGGCCUGCUCGUAAACAAGUUGUUGCUUGUGCUGGUGUCUGCAAGACAUGGAGAUUAAUGUGCAAAGAUAUUGUCAAAAGUCCUGAGUUUUCGGGUAAACUCACGUUUCCGGUUUCGUUGAAACAGCCCGGGCCUAGGGACGGAACCAUACAUUGUUUUAUCAAAAGGGACAAGUCUAAUAUGACUUACCAUCUUUACCUUUCUCUUAGUCAUUCCUUACUUGUUGAAAAUGGAAAGUUUCUUCUCUCGGCUAAGCGCACACGAAGGACUACAUAUACAGAGUAUGUGAUAUCAAUGGAUGCAGACAACAAUUCAAGAUCAAGUAGUACUUACAUUGGCAAAAUGAGGUCUAACUUUCUAGGGACAAAGUUCAUAAUAUACGAUACAGUGCCUGCGUACAACAGCUGCCAAAUACUGUCCCCGCCAAACCGGAGUUGUAGGUUCAUCUCCAAGAAAGUCUCUCCCAAUGUCCCAUCUGGAAGUUACAACAUUGCUCAAGUUACAUAUGAGCUGAACUUUCUUGGACCCCGUGGACCUCGGAAGAUGCACUGCAUUAUGCACUCUAUCCCUUCCCUAGCUCUAGAGCCCCGCGGCACUGUCCCUGACCAACUGGAGAAUCUGGAACAUUCCCUUGAUGAGUCUUUCCGCGGCUUUGAUUCCUCAACGAUUAUCGAACAUUCGGGAGGUUUCAGCAGCUCCCGGUUCUUAGACAUCGUUGGACUUGGACCGCAAGAGAAAGAAGGAAAGGAUGGACCUCUAGUGCUGAGAAAUAAAACGCCAAGGUGGCACCAACAGUUAAAGUUCUGGUGCCUUAACUUCAGAGGGAGAGUGACAGUUGCUUCGGUUAAGAACUUCCAGCUAAUCUCCGGUGCAACGGUUCAGCCCUCUUCUGGCAGUGAUGCUACUAGAGCAGUGACUACAACACCAUCAGGACCAUCACAGCAGCCAGGGCCAUCAGAUAAGGUGAUACUACAGUUUGGGAAAGUGGGUAAGGACAUGUUCACUAUGGACUAUAGCUAUCCUCUCUCUGCCUUUCAAGCCUUUGCUAUUUGCUUGAGCAGCUUCGACACUAAAUUGGCUUGUGAAUAAAUAAGUACAUUAAUGGUCCAGAACAUUUAUAUGGGGCUAGUUUAAAUAUAUAGGAACAGUUUGGACUUAUUUGUUCUUGUUUAUCCUAUUGGUGUGUGCUAGUGAAUUUGAACGUUAUGGUUAUUACUUGUUAUCUUCGAAAAAGUUAGUUAAUGAAAAAUUUUAAAACUGUUCUCA